CACUUCCGGGAACGCGGCGGGAGCGCGGUGUGAGGAACCGGGAGGAACCGGGAGGGUCCCGGCGUGGUCGAGCCGCCCCCGGCACGUCCCGCAGCGGGUCGGGGCCGCUCCGAGGCGGCUCCUGGGGCCGAUCCCGGUGUCGUUCCUGGUACCGAGGUCGUUCCCGGUUCUCGGCUCCGGUGCGGCCGCCAUGGGCCGCCGUAAGUCGAAGCGGAAGCCGCCGCCUAAGAAGAAGAUGACGGGGACGCUGGAGACGCAGUUCACGUGUCCCUUCUGCAACCACGAGAAAUCGUGCGACGUCAAGAUGGACCGCGCCCGGAACACCGGGGUGAUCUCGUGUACCGUGUGCCUGGAGGAGUUCCAGACCCCCAUCACCUACCUGUCGGAGCCCGUGGACGUUUACAGCGACUGGAUCGACGCCUGCGAAGCCGCCAACCAGUGACACCCGGGGAGGGGACACUGCCCUGUCCCCAAACCCCUGGGGGCGUGACAACAGCCCCCGGGAGCCGGUGACACCCCCAGGACCCGGUGACACCCCCAGGACCCGGUGGGCUGGGUGACAUUUCUCCCCCAGGACCUGAAACUUGUCCUUGUCCCCCGGGGGACGUGGGGACGUCGGGACAGGCGCGACUCGUUUUGGGAGAGCUGCCCUGCAAUAAACACCCCUGUG
Messenger RNA from Cinclus cinclus, 670 nucleotides. RefSeq names its product elongation factor 1 (gene ELOF1). NCBI's taxonomy places the organism in Eukaryota, Metazoa, Chordata, Aves, Passeriformes, Cinclidae. The coding region runs from base 191 to 442 and encodes 83 amino acids. Gene Ontology annotation, cellular component: transcription elongation factor complex. Gene Ontology annotation, biological process: transcription elongation by RNA polymerase II. The record is from RefSeq and is a predicted model, not a curated record. Gene Ontology annotation, molecular function: RNA polymerase II complex binding. The transcript is spliced from 3 exons.